Molecule: messenger RNA, 1245 nt
Organism: Microsporum canis CBS 113480
Lineage: Eukaryota; Fungi; Ascomycota; Eurotiomycetes; Onygenales; Arthrodermataceae
Product: U1 small nuclear ribonucleoprotein
Exons: 5
Coding region: 1-1245 (414 amino acids)
Biological process (GO): mRNA splicing, via spliceosome
Cellular component (GO): U1 snRNP; U2-type prespliceosome; precatalytic spliceosome
Molecular function (GO): mRNA binding; U1 snRNA binding
Source: RefSeq, a predicted model, not a curated record
AUGACUGAUAAACUCCCUCCAAACCUCCUCGCGCUCUUUGCGCCACGACCUCCACUUCGUUACCUUCAACCCAUCAGCAGGGCGCCCGAUGAUGUGAAGCCUAGUACGAUAUCUGGCGUUGCUGGAUAUCUCGAUGAGCUGAAGAAAUACGGAGAGGAGGUCCCUUAUAAUGCGACAGAGAGUUGGUUGCAGCGCAAGGAUAGAUUGAAGAUGGAGAAACGAGAGCAGGCUGAGAAGCGCCUGGCCGCAGGUCUCACAGAAUAUAACCCUUCUGAAGACCCGCAAAUCCGUGGGGACCCUUUCAGAACGCUGUUUGUCUCGCGGCUGAGCUACGAGGUUAAAGAGGCCGAUCUGGAACGGGAAUUUGGCCGGUUUGGUCCUAUAGAGAGGAUCCGAAUUGUUAAGGACACGAAGAACCCCAAUCCAAAGAAGCCACAUCGAGGAUAUGCGUUUAUAGUAUACGAGCGUGAAAAAGAUAUGAAGGCCGCCUAUAAGGAAACAGAUGGAAUUCGCAUCAAAGAUCGACGUGCGCUUGUCGAUGUUGAGCGUGGACGCACAGUCAAGGGAUGGAAGCCACGUCGAUUCGGUGGCGGUCUUGGUGGGCGUGGAUACACCAAGGCGAUGCCCUCAAGGCCUCUAGGCCCCGGUGGAUACGGCCCUCCGUCUGGCCCAGGUGGCCUCCAAGGCGGUUUCCGAGGGCCAAGAGGAGGUUUCCGAGGAGGGUUUAGAGGAGGUGAUCGGCCAUUUGGUGGCCGCGGAGGAGUUGGCUUCCAAGGCGGGCGUAGCGGAUUUGGAGGCCCCUCCAACGGCGCAACGGGGCAAGCUCCUCCCAACGCCCCCUUGGGCCCAGGUGGAAGUCGCGGAGGUGGUGGGUAUGGCCAGCAAAAUGGUGAUAGUCAUGGAGAUAGGCGUUUUGAUGAUAGAAGCCGAGGUGGCUCCAGAUACGACAGAUCAGGCGAUCGAGGCGUAACUGGUAGCAACCGAGAGCCUGUCAGGCCCAGAGGAUACGGUGAUCGAGACAGAGAGCGGGACAGAGAUGGUAAUCGUGACCGUGAUCGUGACAGAGAAAGAGACAGAGGCGGUCGAAGCGAUCGGGACCGUGAUAGGCCUCGAGACCGUGACCGUGACAGGGACAGAUACAGUCGACGUGAUGACGAACCCCCAAGGAAGAGACACCACGAAGGAGAUGCCUACGAUGAUCCUCGAACAAAACGAAGCCUCAAGGGUAAGAUCAUUGGUGCUUAG